GCCAUGUUGCAGUUUCCCUGCAGCUGAGCCGGCUUCAGUGGGUCUGUCUGAUGUGCUCUGAGCCCUGCUGCUGGGUGCUGUGAGGCGCGCCCAGGCGAGCUCCGGAGUUGCAACAUGAAUGCAGUGACCUAUGAUGAUGUGUAUGUGAAUUUCACUCGGGAAGAGUGGGCUUUGCUGACUCCUUCCCAGAAGAGUCUCUACAAAGAUGUGAUGCUGGAAACCUACAAGAACCUUGCUGCUAUAGGCUACAAUUGGGAAGACCAUUAUAUUGAAGAACAAUUUCAAAGUUCUCGAAGAAAUGGAAGCCAUGAAAGAGGUCAUACUGAAGAGAAACCCUAUGAAUGUAAUCAUUGUGGUACAGCCUUUACAACUCACCGUCAUCUUCAAAGGCAUAAAGGAACACAUACUGGAGUGAAACCUUAUGAAUGUCAUCGAUGUGGUAAAGCCUUUGUAUGGAAGUGUCAUCUCCAAAUACAUAAAAGAACACAUACUGGAGAAAAACCUUAUGAAUGUGAUCAAUGUGGUACAGCCUUUGCAAGUCAUGGUCAUCUUCAAAGGCAUAGAAGGACACAUACUGGAGAGAAACCUUAUGAAUGCAACCAAUGUGGUAAAGCCUUUUCCCAACACAGUUCUCUACAAGACCAUAAAAGGACACACACUGGAGAGAAACCCUAUGACUGUAACCAAUGUGGUAAAGCCUAUGCACGUCACAGUCAUCUCCUAAGACAUAUAAGAACACAUACUGGAGAGAAACCUUAUAAAUGUAAUCAAUGUGGUAAAGCCUUUGCUUAUCAGAGUAGUUUCCAGUAUCAUAAAAAAACACAUACUGCAGAGAAAUCUUAUGAAUGUAAGCAAUGUGGUGAAGUCUUUGCGUGUCGUAAUCAUCUUCAAAUACAUAAGAAAACACAUGCUGGACAGAAACGCUACGAAUGUAACCAAUGUGGUAAAACCUUUGCAUUUCACAGUCAUCUCCAAAGACAUAAAAGACAUAUUGGAGAGAAACCUUAUGAAUGUAAUCACUGUGAUAAAGCCUUUGCAAGUCCUAAUAAUCUUCAAAAACAUCUAAGAAGACAUACUGGAGAGAAACCGUAUAAAUGUAAUCUGUGUGAUAAAACCUAUGCAUGUCACAGUCAUCUCCAAACACAUAAAAGAACACACACUGGAGAGAAGCCCUACAAAUGUAAUCAAUGUGAUAAAGCCUUUUCACAACAAUGUUCUCUACAAGUUCAUAAGAGAACACAUACUGGAGAAAAGCCCUAUGAAUGUGAUCUAUGUUGUAAAGCCUAUAGACGUCACAGUCAUCUCCAAAUACAUAAAAGAACACAUACUGGAGAGAAGCCCUAUGAAUGUAAUCAGUGUGGUAAAGCCUUUCCUUAUUACAAUAGUCUCCAGUAUCAUAAAAUGGCACAUUCUAGAGAGAAAUCUUAUGAAUGUAAUCAGUGUGAUAAAGUUUUUUCACACCACAGUUCUCUACAAGUCCAUAAAAGAAUACAUACUGGAGAGAAACCCUAUGAAUGUAACCAAUGUGGUAAGGUCUUUAUACGUCAGAGUUAUCUCCAAAAACAUAAAAGAGCACAUACUGUCGAGAAACCCUAUGACUGUAACCAAUUUGAUAAAAUAUUUACACAACAUAGUACUCUCCACAGCAUAAAAAAGCACAUAUUUGAGAGAAACUCUAUGAAUAUAAUGUGUGGUAAAACUUUUGCUGGUCAAAGUUAUCUUCAAAGACAUGAAACAAUAGAUAUUGGAGAGAAACCUCAUGAAUGUAUUUAAUAUGGUGACACCUUUGCACAUUUCUGUAAUCUCAAUCAUCAUGAAAGUAUUCAUACUGAAGAGAAAUUCUACGAAUGUAAGCAGUGCGGUAAAGUUUUUGUGUUAUGGUUCCACGUAGAUCCAUCACAAGUCAAACACCAGAUCAAUGCAAAUGACAAGAAUUAAUUGUAAUAAAGCUGCUACUGAUUAAACAGGCCUUUGAACAUAUUCUGGAGGUGAAAUACAACCCAUGUUACGGAGCUUUUAAGCUUGAAAAGCAUAAACAUCUGUGCCAAGUUACAGCUACAAUUUUCUACCAAUCAGCAUUUAGUGAUGGCAGCUUUUGUUAUGUGAUUGACCUAUGUCAAUGUAUACAAAAUGUAUGUUUUUCACUCUAACCAAUAAUAUCCAUUUGUUCUUUUGUAGUUAGGAACAGUCAUUAUGUUUGGGGGAACAAAACAUUAUAUUAACAAAUUAUGUUAACAUAAAUUUGUUAACAAAUUAUGUUAACAUAAAUUUGUUAACAAAUUAUGUUAACAAAUGCUGUAGUUAGGAACAGUCAUGUUUUAGGGAAUAGAAGCCGUGGUUAGCUUGAGGUAGUAAGGAUAUGUAUAUAUCAUUUGGUGUUCAUUGCUUCUUUAUGUUUCUAUUAGUUGAUACUUCCUCUCAAAGUACUGCCUUCUAAGGGAAUUAUCUCAAGAUGGUAGAUAAUGUAACAGCAAUGAGAUUUAUUAAAUUUUUUUCUGUUCUGUGUGUUUAAUGUGAUUAUUGGCUUUUAGGCCAUGAUGGAUAGAUGGAGACUGGAAAACAACUUUCUACUGUGAUCAUCUUACUAUGGUGAUAAAGAUCAGGUUGCCAGCUUUGCACACCACAGAAAUUUUCCACUGAGCCGUCUCACUGAGGUUCAAAUAAAACUAGCUGAAACAUUUCAUCAGUAAACUAUUGUCUUCUUCUCAAGUUAUAAACAUAUUGUCAUCUAAGGAUCAAGGAAAACAGGAUGAUUUUAAUAAUAAAUUUUGCUUGCAUAGGAAUAGA
Molecule: messenger RNA, 2787 nt
Organism: Arvicanthis niloticus (Nile rat)
Lineage: Eukaryota; Metazoa; Chordata; Mammalia; Rodentia; Muridae
Biological process (GO): regulation of transcription by RNA polymerase II
Cellular component (GO): nucleus
Molecular function (GO): DNA-binding transcription activator activity, RNA polymerase II-specific; RNA polymerase II cis-regulatory region sequence-specific DNA binding
Source: RefSeq, a predicted model, not a curated record